Molecule: messenger RNA, 3568 nt
Organism: Populus euphratica (Euphrates poplar)
Lineage: Eukaryota; Viridiplantae; Streptophyta; Magnoliopsida; Malpighiales; Salicaceae
Product: homeobox-leucine zipper protein HDG2-like
Exons: 13
Coding region: 724-3021 (765 amino acids)
Biological process (GO): regulation of DNA-templated transcription
Molecular function (GO): DNA binding; DNA-binding transcription factor activity, RNA polymerase II-specific; lipid binding
Source: RefSeq, a predicted model, not a curated record
CACCUCUCCACCAUUUAAUGCUAUUGCACCCUCUCAAUACGCUCUGCAAUAACUCCUUACUGCCACAGUUUUCUCUUUCUCCUGCACUUCCAUUGCCUUGUAUCUCUUCCUAAGUUCCUUUGAUUCUCCAUCUUCUUCAUGCUCUCUAUUUUUGUUUUUUGUUUUUUUUUUCCCAUUCUUUCUUGAUUCUUGAUUUUCUUCCCUUGACUCUAUCUCCAUAUCCACUCACCAACUUCUUACCAUAAAAAUUAUUUCCAAAAUCUCCAGAGAAACCACUAGCAGACCCAAAUACUGCUUUCUUUUCCACAAGAUAAAGCUAAAGAAAGAAAGGAAACUGGGAAGGCAAAGUUGGAUUCUCCGUAAUCUUAGUUGGGCGAUGUAUAGAUUUAAUAUUUGGAUUUUGGGGAGUUAGUCAGAUAUUAACCUGUUAAAAAUCGUCAACUCGACCUUCUUUAUUUAUUCUCUGUCUCUUUCGUAUGUACGUGAGAACCAGAUAGGCGUAGAAAGGGAGAAACCAAUUCCCCUACGGGGAAAAAGAGAACCAUAGUCAGCCUGCCUGUUUUCUAUACUCUAGAAAAUCCGUGAGAAACCCACUCACCGUGAUCUAAGACCAUAUAUAACAGUAGAGUCAUAAGGAGAGUGAGUUAAGCUACCUAUCAGGCACAGACACGCAAAUAUAUAUUCCUAUAUACAACUUUUCCUAGGGUUCGUGGCUGGUGAAACAUGCCAGCCGGAGUAAUGAUUCCGGCAAGAAACAUGCCAUCAAUGAUCGGGGUUAAUGGUAAUGUUGGUGGGUUUGGAUCAACUUCGGGACUUGCUCUUGGUCAGAUAAUGUUCCAGCCAAACAUGAUGGAAGGUCACGAGUUUCAUCAUCUAGACAUGACACACAACACAUCUGAAGGCGACAUGACUCGAAUUAGAGAUGAAGAAUUUGAUAGUACCAACACAAAAUCAGGCAGUGAGAAUCAAGAAGGCGCUUCAGGUGAUGAUCAAGACCCACGCCCCAAAAAGAAACGCUACCAUCGCCAUACCCAGCAUCAGAUCCAAGAAAUGGAAGCUUUCUUCAAAGAGUGUCCACACCCAGAUGACAAGCAAAGGAAGGAGUUAAGCCGAGAAUUAGGGUUAGAGCCUUUGCAAGUCAAGUUUUGGUUCCAAAAUAAGCGUACCCAAAUGAAGACCCAGCAUGAGCGCCAUGAAAAUACACAGCUUCGAAAUGAGAAUGAAAAGCUUAGGGCUGACAACAUGCGGUACAGAGAAGCUCUUAGCAAUGCCUCGUGUCCUAAUUGUGGAGGGCCAACUGCCAUUGGAGAAAUGUCCUUUGAUGAACAUCAUUUGAGACUUGAAAAUACUAGAUUGAGAGAAGAGAUUGACCGUAUUUCAGCAAUUGCUGCUAGGUAUGUUGGCAAGCCUGUGGUGAACUAUCCUGUUCUAUCGCCUCCAAUGCCUCCACGUCCAGUUGACCUUGGUGUUGGGAAUUUUGGUGGACAACCAGGCUUAGGAGGGGAUAUUUAUGAAGCUGGAGACCUACUAAGGUCUAUUAGUGCACCUACUGAGGCUGAUAAGCCCAUGAUAAUUGAGCUUGCAGUGGCAGCCAUGGAGGAACUAAUUAGAAUGGCUCAAAUGGAUGAACCUUUAUGGAUGAACAGCCUUGAUGGAAUUGAUGCAGUGUUGAAUGAAGAUGAAUACAUAAGGAUAUUCCCUCAUGGUAUUGGUCCUAAACCUACUGGUUUUAAAUGUGAGGCUUCAAGAGAGACUGCUGUUGUUAUCAUGAACCACAUCAACCUUGUCGAGUAUCUCAUGGAUGUGAAUCAGUGGUCUACAUUGUUUUCUGGCAUUGUCUCAAGAGCUUUGACUUUAGAAGUGCUAUCUACAGGAGUUGCAGGGAACUACAAUGGAGCCUUGCAAGUGAUGACAGCUGAAUUUCAACUUCCAACUCCACUUGUUCCUACUCGUGAAAGUUACUAUGUCAGGUAUUGUAAACAACAUGCUGAUGGGACUUGGGCUGUGGUUGAUGUUUCAUUGGACAGUAUACGCCCUGGUCCAGCAGCAAGAUGUCGAAGAAGGCCAUCUGGAUGUUUAAUUCAAGAAAUGCCCAAUGGAUACUCGAAGGUUACAUGGGUUGAACAUGUAGAAGUGGAUGAUAGAGGUGUUCAUAAUCUAUACAAGCAUCUAGUUAGCUCAGGACAUGCAUUCGGGGCAAAACGUUGGGUCGCAACCCUAAACCGGCAAUGCGAGCGCCUUGCCAGUGCCAUGGCAACAAACAUUCCUGCUGGUGAUGCUGGUGUUAUUACUAAUCAAGAAGGAAGAAAGAGCAUGAUGAAGCUGGCAGAGAGAAUGGUGAUAAGCUUCUGUGCUGGCGUGAGCGCCUCUACCGCCCACACAUGGACUACCCUAUCUGGGACUGGAGCUGAUGAUGUCCGGGUCAUGACAAGGAAGAGUGUAGAUGAUCCAGGGAGGCCUCCUGGGAUUGUACUUAGUGCAGCAACUUCCUUCUGGCUUCCAGUUCCACCAAAGAGGGUUUUUGAUUUUCUACGUGAUGAGAACACUCGUAAUGAGUGGGAUAUUCUAUCAAAUGGUGGAGUUGUCCAAGAAAUGGCACACAUUGCUAAUGGCCGGGAUACAGGCAACAGUGUAUCUCUAAUCCGAGUUAAUAGCGCGAAUUCGAGCCAGAGCAACAUGCUGAUUUUGCAAGAGAGUUGCACUGAUCAAACGGCCUCUUUCGUAAUCUAUGCUCCCGUUGAUAUUGUUGCAAUGAACGUGGUGCUUAACGGCGGGGAUCCAGAUUAUGUGGCACUUCUUCCAUCAGGGUUUGCUAUUUUUCCUGAUGGAACCGCAGCGCAUGGGGUGGGCAUGGAAGAAUCUGGGUCUACAGGAGGAUCUCUUCUAACUGUCGCGUUCCAGAUUUUGGUUGAUUCAGUUCCUACUGCAAAACUGUCUCUUGGCUCAGUUGCCACUGUUAACAACUUGAUUGCAUGCACUGUGGAGAGGAUUAAGGCUUCCUUAUCAUGCGAAUCUGCAUGAUCUUUGAAGGUUAAUUUAUAGUUCAUUACCAGAGAAGGAAAAACGAGGGAAUUUUUGUGAAAAAACUCGAAGUUGGUUUCGAUUUUGGGUGAUAGAAGAAUGGGAGAAGUCAAGAACGCACCUCACAUAUUUCUUUUUUGCUUCAUGGCUUUCGUUUUGGGAAAGAAUAAUUAAGAACCAAAGCAUACCAUGAGUGAGAAAAGAUGUUAGAGGUUCGGGAAUUGACUUCGCCAAACAAAGUAAAAGGCAAAUAUAGACCAGACCCCUUGUAAUAUUCCAAGGUUGAUCUACUACUUUUCGCCUUCUUCUUAACUUAGUUGUUAGGGUUUUUUUUAAGCUUGUCAGACCUCUCCGUACUUCUCCUCCACUUGCUAUUUUGUUUGUGUUUUGGAGCACUAGUGGGUGAAAAGCUUACACCCACUGGUAGACAAUGGUUUCUGCUUUUCUACUCUAUCCCAUCUUAAGAGCUUUCGGAAUAGAGAGACUUCUUUUGUAUUUAUUAUUGGUUUGCAUUGUCUUCAACAUAUUUAAAUCUGGGCUUAUUUUC